CAAGGAACAAUUUUUUAUUAUUAUUAUUAUUAUUAUUAGCCUAGGUUUAGAACAUUGUUGUGCCAAUAGGAGAAGUAGGCCUAAGUGUAUGUUUGAUUUUCAAUUUUAUUUCUAGGUAUUGAAUCCAGAUUGCACAUCCAUCCUCGUUUUACCUGACAAUGACUCAACCCAAUGGAAUUUUAACAUGCAUGAAAGUGAAAAUAUCCAAGUUGAAAGAGAAACUAGUAAAGACGUACAUCUUCUUAAUUUCAUUUCAACUCCAGUAGAACCAGAGUCAAAUGAAUGGGAGCUAGAGACGAUAACACAAGUGACAAACAUGGAACAAGAAUCUGGAGCAUCGACAACACUGGAAGAUUUAGAUGAUGCGCUAUCUUCUGUGAGCGACUUAUUUGAGAAUGACAUCGAUGAUCCAACAUACACUCCACCUUCAGGUUCAGAGAGUGAUUCAACUUUAAGUAACGAUUUAGAACAAGUACAAAGUCAAUCUGUAAGUACAAAUACUACAGCAAAUAAUAAUAAUAUAAUACCUCUGGUACCAUACACCGAUUCAGAUGACACGGAGAGCGAGUUACCGAUAGUUACUCAACCUAAAAAUAAAGGAAGAAAAAGAAUAAGGAAUGAAAAAAAGUGGAAAAAAAAACAUUAGAAAGCAGGGACGAAUUUCUGGAAAAGAGCAUGUCAACUCUAAAGGAGAUAUUGUAAAAGAAAGAACUUUAAGACCUCCUUGUAAAACUACUUGUCGCUUGAAAUGCUCUCAGCGCAUAAGUCAUGCACAAAGAGUACACAUUCAUUCUGACUAUUAUAAUAGUGAAAGAAACUUAAGUUCUAAACGCCAGUAUAUAGUUUCUUGUAUUACAACCAAGCCAAUAGCCAGGUCACGACAAAGAGAUGGUUCUAGAAAUAGUAGAAAAAACAGCCAUACUUAUUUUCUCAAAUGGGAUAACAAUUUUGAAAAAGUUUGCAAACAAUUUUUCUUGAACACACUAGUAAUAUCAGAAACAUUUGUUAAGUUUGCUCUCUUAAAAACCCAAAGUACUGGUAUGGUUGAACCAGACCAUCGUGGCAAACAUGUACCAGGAAACAAAAUACCAGAGACAGCAAAGGAUAUCAUAAGAAACCACAUAUCAAAAUAUCCAGCAUAUGAAAGUCACUAUAGUAGGGAAAGGACAAACAAAAAAUACUUGGGUAAUGAUUUAAACAUUUCCAUAAUGUAUACCAUGUAUGAAAAUGAAUGUAAAGAAAAAAAUAUCAAACCCGAAAAGAAAUGGUUAUUUUCAGAAAUUUUCAAUAGAGAAUACAAUUUGUCAUUUCAUUUGCCAGACAAUGACACAUGUGAUUUUUGUGACAGAAUUGAUUGCCAAUUAAAGAAUGCAAACGGUGAGCAAAAAGAAAACCUUCAAGCAGAAAAGCAGAAGCAUCUAGAUGAAGCAGCACGUAGAUACCAUUUGAAAAAAGAAGAUAAGCUUUUGGGACAAGGAAAUGAAAAAUUUAAAGUUGUUAUGGCAGACCUACAGAAGUGUCUUCCUACUCCAGCUCUCACAAACUGUCAAAGCUUCUACUUGAGAAAGCUCUGGACUCUAAACUACACCAUUGACGACAGUAGUGGAAAGAAAACGUGGUGCAUGAUUUGGAAUGAGACCACUGCAGGUAGAGGUGGAAGUGAGAUGGCUUCUUGUUUGUUUACCUGGGCAAAUGAAGAGCUCAAUAAA
Molecule: messenger RNA, 1709 nt
Organism: Homalodisca vitripennis (glassy-winged sharpshooter)
Lineage: Eukaryota; Metazoa; Arthropoda; Insecta; Hemiptera; Cicadellidae
Exons: 2
Coding region: 185-646 (153 amino acids)
Source: RefSeq, a predicted model, not a curated record